CGGUCAUAUUUGUACGGGGCAACGGAGAACUACAGCAGCGGCAGCGAUGGCGACAAGUGAUGGACGCGAUUAUUUUCAGAGAGCACGUCUCUUCUGGAUGGUCACCGUAUCAGUGGCGCUGAUAUAUUUCGCUUGCACAGUGUUUGCACCAGAUGUAGUCCCAUUUGAGCUCCUUGGUCCAUUUGGCACCUUCUCCAAAAACCUUGCGUAUAACCAUCCUGACCUACUGUACAAAGGGUGGUGGUUGACCUGUGCUAUUCAUCUUUGUGAGGCCCUGGUUGCACUGAAGUUGUGCAGUAACAAAGGCAUCAAGGACAUGUCCACUCGGUGCCUGUGGUUUAUCCAGACCUUUCUGUUCGGCUUCGCCUCCCUCCACCUGCUAAUUAAGUACGACCCAGAGCGUUCCAAGCAGGACUGACCUUACCAGGAGAGGCCUACAGAACAACACAUCUGAGCCUAGAGACCCCUUCUUGGGCCCUCAAGUCUUUCCACUGUUCACUUUGAUUAUAAGAUCCUGCUGGAGAGCAUGAAAUGGAGCAAUACUCCUGAGCAGUUUCUUUAAUAGUGUCUUUUAAAAUAAUUCUAAAGACAUGGUGCAGUACAGGUGGGUUGGUUUUUUGGGGGGGGGUUCCCUCUUUUCUCUGCUGCUUGGAUGAACGUGAUGCCUGACAGGUUUGCUGCAGAUGGUAUUUUGCCAUAAUCCUCAAAAGUGCUCUUGGAUUAUAUGAAGAGGGGAGAUGCUGUUAAAUUUGCCUUUCUCAGAUUAAAGUGCUGUGAUUCAUAGUCUUAAUGUUGACACUACAAAAUGAAGGAUGAGUGAACUGAA
Messenger RNA from Maylandia zebra (zebra mbuna), 826 nucleotides. NCBI's taxonomy places the organism in Eukaryota, Metazoa, Chordata, Actinopteri, Cichliformes, Cichlidae. The record is from RefSeq and is a predicted model, not a curated record.